CGAAUGGGCGAAUACGCAAGGUGACACGGGACAUUGCGGCGCUGGACUUUCUCCAGAACAUCCCAAUGCUCUCCGAGUGCAGCCACCUCUCGGAGCACUCGCGCAAGCUCGGACCGCUCUCGUCGCCCGACCACGACGCGCAGUCGCAAGAGUACCCGCUCGAGCUCGAUGAAGUCGAGCAGUCGCUCGCGGGACGGCGGCUGCCAGGACCCGACUCGACCGUCGUCAACGUCUUGCCGCUCUUCCGGUAUCGCCUCACGACCAAGUACCCGGCAGCGUCCGCGGUCGUUCGCCGGUGGGAGGCGACGAUGACAGAGAAAGGCGUCAUUGACGGUCGCAUCUUUCUCUCGAGCGGGAAGGGCUACCCCGUCGGCGUCUCGUCCGUCAUCAAGUACAACGGCACGGAGAAGGUCACGCGCGCCGGCGGGCGCAAGCGACUGCAGUCGAUCAUGAUCAGCACCGAGCCGUACGACUGGCGCGGCAAGUCGUACUUCCGGCUCCUCCACUCGACAUGGUCGCGCUGCGAUAAGGACCGCGACAGUCAAGACAGCCACCCGAUCGCGCCUCUGUACGACCCCAACUUUCUCGACAACCCCGAGUACCGCCAGGGCCGGCACAAGGACGUGAUCCGCGGCGACCGCAAGGUGGGCCCAGUCGUGAGCAGCAUCCUCCGCUUCGUCAAGCCCAACGAUCUCAAAGAGGAAUUGAACAAACAAUUUCGGGAAACGCAUCUGUGGCUCGACGACUCGGAGCUCACGCUCAGCAAAAUCCGCAACCUCAAGCAGGAGGCACUCGCGAUGGGCAGCCGGACGUACCUCGACAUCUCGACCAUCGCGCUCGCGUGCGUCUACUUUGAGAAGCUCGUGCUCAGCAACUUUGUCCACAAAGCCAACCGCAAGCUCUACAUGUCGGCGUGUCUCAUCCUCGCGCUCAAGUUCAACGAGCCACUCAACCGCGACGGGAUUGUCGAUGUCAUCAAGAAGCUCCUCGUCGAGAUCGACCACGUGCACUCGCUGCCGUCCCGCGACGUGCUCACGGCCGAGUUUACCGUCUACGCGCAGCUGUCUUUUGCGCUGCACGUGCCGCUGCAAGAGAUCCAGCCGCAUUUCGCGCGGCUGCUGCGCCUGGUCGAGAGCAAUCCGCGGCAGUACCUCGGCGAGGAGACGUUCACGAGCUACUCGAAGCUCCUGCACGAGGAGAAGAUCUGGUACGAUAGCGUCGCGGCCAAUGACCAUUCGUACGAGGACGAGGACGACGACGAGGAAGAGGAGGAAGACGGCACGGACCUCGAGGGCGCCGACGACGACGACGCGCGCGACCACUCGUCGCUCUUCCCGUGGAACCGCGUCUCGUUCGCGCAGUGGUGGAAGGAUCGCACGUAAUG
Molecule: messenger RNA, 1384 nt
Organism: Saprolegnia parasitica CBS 223.65
Lineage: Eukaryota; Oomycota; Saprolegniomycetes; Saprolegniales; Saprolegniaceae
Exons: 8
Coding region: 66-1382 (438 amino acids)
Biological process (GO): regulation of cell cycle
Source: RefSeq, a predicted model, not a curated record